AUGAUAAUGCACGCUGGAUGGUCGAAGUCUUUCACAAUAAAUGAUGCGAAAUCGAACGAAGUUCUAUACCUGGCAGAAUUCCACCCUUUCGGCUGGUUCUGCCCAAAGCCGCUUGGCGCAAGAGGAGGCUUCAUUUUGCACAACGGCGUCGCUCGUAAAGACCCUAUUCUUGCCGCAGCUGGUGAUGUCACUGUUUUUGAGCAAAAAGUCAAUCCAUUUGGCAACGAGAGUAAUAUUUUGCUGCCGCCACUCCCGAAGAAAGACAAUGUCAAGGCUUCGACAACAGUUAGCCAAACCGAGACGAUGAUUGGAAAAUCCACGCCAAAUAACGGCGUUGCGUUCCAGUUUUCAAUUGAAGCUGGGCGAAGCAUGAGGAGGGAGAAGUUCGAAUGGAGAAAGGUCAGCGAAGGUGGCAACGAAAGCGUCGCGUGGGAGCUGAUGAGACACCCCAGUGCAUCUCGAAGAGUCCCCCCAGAAGGAGAAAUAAUUGCCAAGCUCUCAUGGCUGCCUACCUCCUUGGUAAAUGUGGCCAACCCAUUGAGUCCCAAGCCUAUCUUUACACUACAGCUGAUGAAUAGCCUGGAAUCUGGCCUGUUGGGAGAGCGCUGCAUUCUCACCGUGGUCAUGACUGCGCUGAGAUUAUGGCACUUGCGCAUAAAGGGAAAAGAUAAAAGGUCUUACAUUAGAAUUGGAGAAAAAUGA
Molecule: messenger RNA, 702 nt
Organism: Trichoderma asperellum CBS 433.97
Lineage: Eukaryota; Fungi; Ascomycota; Sordariomycetes; Hypocreales; Hypocreaceae
Source: RefSeq, a predicted model, not a curated record